AUGCAUCCCUCACCAUACAUCGUCGGCGAGUCCUCGCCUUUUCUUAAGCGCGUUCUAGUGCCCUUGUGGUGUAUUCGUGUUCUAGUCAUGCUCGCCAAUAUUGCCAGUUUGGUUCUUGUGCUCGUGGUUGCCAUUCCGCAGAUGGAGAGACAGCAACAACCAGUUGACAAACAACUGAUUGAGCAAGGUUUUGUGGUUGACUACCAGGCUCUAAUGAUUAACACUAUCGUCGUUCUUAUUCUUAUUCUCCCGUGA
Messenger RNA from Fusarium graminearum PH-1, 255 nucleotides. RefSeq lists its product as uncharacterized. The record is from RefSeq and is a predicted model, not a curated record. Lineage: Eukaryota; Fungi; Ascomycota; Sordariomycetes; Hypocreales; Nectriaceae. The transcript has a single exon. Bases 1 to 255 code for a protein of 84 amino acids.